AUGCCUGAGAAACACGGAAAGUCGUCUGAAGUCUACAAAGAACUCCUACAUGACUUCAUGAACUUCAAGCAAACGGGUUGGAAACCUUUCGGACCAAACAUUGGGGGCGUGGAGCAUAUGAAGUCAAAAACAAUGUAUGAGAAAAAAAUGGCCUCAAGACAUGCUUUCCGAAGCCUGGCAAAAAAAGUUGCAGCCGAUGCAGUUGGCUUAUUGCCAAGUAGUUUCAUUGAGGACGAAGGAGCACAAGAAGAUAGUGAUGAUGAUGAUGAUGAUGAUGAUGAAGGGGAAAACAAAGCGGCUCGUUCGUCCUCCGCCAAUGCUGCAAGUACCUCCCGCAAGACAAGUAGUAGCAAACCGAUUGAUCUUACUUGUCAAGCUGCUAAAGAGGAUGUCGAUGGUCGUAUUCUUGGAUUUGAAGUCGGGCAAAUGAGACAACAUUAUCUCUUGCAGUAUCCAACCGGAAACAAAUUGGGGGUUGUCUGCUGUCUAGACGGAGACGUUGAAGAUAGGACAUCCAACCAGUUCAAGCUUUCAAAUGACGGGAAAACCGUUACUCGCAUGAGACGAGUUCCAAAGGAAUGCAGCAGCGCCAACAUAUUGCUCAAGGGGGCCGAUGAGGAUGAUCGAGAGGGAGUGAUGGCUGGGUUUGGUUCCAGUGACAUUGAUGUCAUCGUUCUGGAAUCUGCAAUUAAAAAAAGGAUGGAAAAUUGCAAACGGGACAAGGAUGGUCAGAUUUGGGAACACAGGGAUGUGAUUGAUCUCCCUUUUGCCUGCAUGCCAACCAUGGUUAGCAAAGAGGGUAAGCCAAUGAAGACUUUCAAGGUAAGAAAGAACACGAACGGAUUUCGCUGGGCUUCCUUUUGGCUUGUGGGAAAGCAUGCUGCGAAGGCUGCAGGCGCCAGUGAAAGUAGAAGGUUUGGAGGAACUCGAGUUUUCUCUCCUACUGCAGAUGACGAAUCCCUUUAUUCGUAUCAAACAGUACGCUCGAACGAUGUUCCUAUGAAACAUGUGCAAGUUGAAAAGAAGACCACCAAGAAGAAGACAGCGACCACAAAGCACACCAUGCGAAGCAAGAAGAACUAA
Cylindrotheca closterium is the source of this 1083-nucleotide messenger RNA. The record is from the annotation of a GenBank genome assembly. NCBI's taxonomy places the organism in Eukaryota, Bacillariophyta, Bacillariophyceae, Bacillariales, Bacillariaceae.